Messenger RNA from Centruroides sculpturatus (bark scorpion), 3338 nucleotides. Its product is annotated as endoplasmic reticulum metallopeptidase 1-like. Gene Ontology annotation, biological process: proteolysis. Bases 115 to 2793 code for a protein of 892 amino acids. Gene Ontology annotation, molecular function: metalloexopeptidase activity. The transcript has 14 exons. The record is from RefSeq and is a predicted model, not a curated record. NCBI's taxonomy places the organism in Eukaryota, Metazoa, Arthropoda, Arachnida, Scorpiones, Buthidae.
UCGAAUCGUCUGCACUCUCGGUUUUCGGAUCGAGUCUUUCCUUUGCUUCGAUGCCGGUCUCUUUAGAGAGUAGCUGAUUUAUCGGUAGUAGUAAGGCAUUAAGUAGUACAUAAAAUGGAGCGUGAUAUACGGCAGAGGUCGAAAUUUGCUUCCUCUGCAUCUUAUCCACGCACCCAAUAUCUAUUCGAUGAUAAAGAUUCGAAGAAAUACUAUCAUCAUCUUCUGAGCGAGAAGACUUCUUUAGUGAUCUUAUUCUACUUUGGAACAUUGUUUAUGAUUGUUAUACAAACAGAUAAUUAUCUACCUAAACCUAAAACAGUUACAGAAACUGUUCACGCGGAUCGCUUGACCGAAAGGUUUAGCGAGCAAAGAGCUAGAAAUUAUUUAAAUGAAUUAUCAAGUAUAGGACCGAAACCCACUGGAAGCUACGAAAACGAAGUAUUGGCAUUUGACUAUCUUCUCAGGCAGUUACAGCAUUUACAGGCAACUUCUGGUAAGGUAAACCGUAUGAGAGUGGACGUACAGAAGCCGAACGGUUCCUUUUCUUUAUCGUUUUUCGAUGGACUAACUUCUUGUUAUAGAAAUAUUAAAAAUAUUGUUGUGAAAGUUUCUCCGGAUAAUCCCGUCGGCGGAAACAAGAGCCUAUUGAUUAAUUGCCACUAUGACUCGGUUCCGACCAGUCCAGGUGCUAGUGAUGACGGUGUUAGUUGUGCCAUAAUGCUUGAAUUAUUAGUUAUAUUUACUCAGCAUCAGAAACCAUUACCUCAUCCUUUAAUCUUUCUUUUUAAUGGUGCAGAAGAAAAUUUACUUCAGGGUUCACAUGGAUUUAUUACACAACAUCCUUGGGCAAAAGAUAUAACAGCAUUUAUAAACAUUGAAGCAAGUGGAGCUGGUGGAAGAGAAUUGUUAUUUCAAAGUGAUAAUAAGAAUCCUUGGUUGCUUCAGGCCUAUGCUUCUGGAGCAAAAUAUCCGCAUGGAGAUUUAAUAGCUCAUGAAGUUUUUCAAAGUGGAAUGAUUGCUGCUGAUACUGAUUUUAGAAUAUUUAGAGAUUAUGGAAAAAUUCCAGGUCUUGAUUUUGCAUUUGUAAAAAAUGGUUAUGUUUAUCAUACAAAAUAUGAUACUCCAGAUUUUGUACAUCCUGGAAGCAUUCAAAGGACAGGUGAAAAUCUGCUUGGCUUAAUUGAAAAUGCCCUUAACUCACCAUAUUUAGGUCAUCCAGAAAAAUUUAAGAGUGGAAAACUUGUAUAUUUUGACUUUUUAGGGCUAUUUUUUGUAAAUUAUCCUGCUAGUAUUGGUGCUAUAUUAAAUAGGAUUAUUGUUGUGUUACCCUUGAUUCAAAUUUUCAUGAGAAUACGAUUUGCAUCAGGACCAAAAAGUAGUCCAAUUCAUGAAUUGAAAAGGCUUCUAACUGCUUUGGCAAUAUCUAUUGGAGCAUUAUUUGUUUCUUGUUUUGUGUGCUUCAACAUAGCUUUCUUUCUUGGGUGCAUUGGUGGUGCAAUGUCUUGGUACAGUAAACCGUAUUGGAUAUUUGGAUUAUAUGUUUGUCCUUCUAUAGCAUCUAUGAUUGCAUUGCAUUGGUAUUUUGUAAUCAGAAGAAGGAAGGAUGGUGGUGAUGAUUGGUUAGCAGAAGAAGUUAAUUUUGAAGCUGCUCGAUUAUUUUGGAUUAUGCUGAUGUGCAUUAUCAUGGGUUGUAAUUUUCAUUCAGUCUACACCAAUGCAUGUUUCUUAUUUUUUCCUACUGUCUUACGCCUGUUAGGAGAUUCGUGGGUGAAAUCACCUGAAAAAGAUUCAAAUAAGAGAGUGGUUAUUAAUUUAAUUAUGCAAUUUUUUCCACUGUUGUUGGCACUGUCAGAUGUUUGGUUAGUAUAUGAAAUAUUUAUUCCAAUUAUGGGAAGAACAGGUGCUGCUAAUCAACCUGAAUAUUUCAUUGGAAUUAUAACUGGAUUUUUUACCUUUUGUAGUUUCUCAUAUAUUAUAACUUUAAUACAACUUGUAAGAGAAAUUUAUAAAACAUUGAUAACAUUAGUUGUAAUUACAAUAGUAACAUUAGCAAUUAUUUGCUUAACUCCACUUGGAUUUCCUUAUUCUGACAAUCCCAAAAGUCCUUCAUUGCAAAGAUUUUUUAUUAUGCAUAUAGAACGCACAUUUCAUAAUAAAGCUGGUGAAAUAACAGCAAAUGACUGGGGAUUUUGGAUUGUACCAUUGGAUUUUAAUGGACCAGAGUCCCUUUAUCCACACAUUUCAGAACUUAAAAAUGCUGAAUUGAUGGAUUGCAGUAAAGAAUUAUAUUGUGGAAUGCCUUAUUAUUUUCCAGUUGUGACAAAACUCAGCAAAACAUAUUAUUUGAAGUCAGUAAAACCAAAAAUUCAUACACACAAAAAAUUUCAAUUAAUUUCUUAUAAAGCAAUGGAUAAUAAUAUCAGAAGAUUAAUAUUUCGUGCCACAGGACCUAGUCAUAUGGGAGUAGUAUUGUGUCCUUAUCAGCAUAUUUCUAUAGUAAAAUGGUCGUUUGGUGAUGGUAAACCUUUUGCGGGACCAAAGUGGCAAGGUCGCCCAACUUACUUUAUUUUUUAUUCCUAUGGUGAAAAUUCACCGCCUUGGGAAUUUUGGGUUGAUUUUUCUGUCCCACCGGAUUAUCCCAAACAAAAUGCUGUUGUGGAUGUUGCUUUUGCUUCACAUUUUCUUCACGGUCACGAUUCGGUCACAGCGCCUUUCAAAGAAUUUCUAGAUAAAAUGCCAUCGUGGGUUCAUAUUACACCGUGGACAUCUACCUAUGACAGUUAUAUCUUUUAAUUUUUAUAAUAUUGCAUGACUAGAUCAGUUACACGAGGUUAUGAGAAUAAUCUCGGUUAGAAUUGUUAAUGGCAAAUUUAAAAUAUAACAACUUUAUUGCUAUAUUUUUCAUCAGAAAAAAAACUACACCAUUAUUUAAUUAAAUAAUAAUAGAUAAAUAUAGAACAUAAAAUUAUAAAUUAAAGGAUAACAUUUCCAUUCUAAAAUCUAAAAUGAUAUAAUUUUACACAAAUAAUCUGGUUUACAUCAAAAAAAAUAUAACUUAUCUAAUAAAUCUGAACUUAGUCAUAUCAUUUAAUAAUAAUUACAUAAGAAGAAAAAAAAUUCAAUUUAAAACCUUUCUUGUCUAGUCAGUCAUUAGUCAGAUAUAUAAAAAUAGCAAAAACAAUAUUUAGGAUACAUCUGUGUCAUACAACUCUUUAAAAUCAAAUAUUUUUAUGUUUAAAUUUCAUUUAUUUCUCGACUUAAGUGAGAUGAACCCAAUUUACAAAAAAAAAAAGGAAAAAACCUUGAUGAAUAUUUUAUCUGCCUUUGAGCAAUUUAUU